AUGAUUCCCGAAAUUGUUGCGUACUACAUUUUUAACAUCUACUCCUGCAUAGCUGCAGUGAUCGUGGGUGGAACAACGACAGCUGUGGUUGUCAUCAAGUUGUACUACCCGCGGUAUGAUGUCUUCUACAUCAGUUCACAGAGUAGGAAAGGCGUUGAAGAUCAUUCCGCCAAAGCUACAGCAAAUCGUACACGUUUUAAGUGUACAAGUCUACAAUUGUAUARYCCAAAUUGGAGUAAAAUCCAGGAAUUAUGGCGUUUGCCYAAACCGCCACGCCUUACAUAUGGUUUCCAAGGAUACYUUUAUAACAGAGUUGCCAACUUGAAAAUGACAAAGCACAUCGAAGCCAAGCGAACAACUGCAUUGGCGGUCGUGACAAGACAGCCCGUUGACAGCAGUCUUUUGGCGGCGUGUGUUCUUCCUGGUCUUUUUUUGCUGGUCUUCAUCAUGGUUGUAAUAAUCAAAUGCCGAAGAGCAAAAAAACUACGAGCAUGUGUCAAGGAAGCGACGGCAAGCGUCACGGCCAUUCACAGCCAAAUUGUCGCCAUUGAGCAACAAAUUUCAAAGAAGAUGCCGUCCUUGAAGAAAGACGAAGCACCAAAAAAGCUUCAAGUACCACCAGUUGAUCGAGAACCAUCCGCUAAAGGGAAGGAGAUAGUCCCAUGGGUACCACCACACCUACUGCUUCUCAAAGGCACUGAAAGCCGCAAAACUGCC
Molecule: messenger RNA, 717 nt
Organism: Exaiptasia diaphana
Lineage: Eukaryota; Metazoa; Cnidaria; Anthozoa; Actiniaria; Aiptasiidae
Source: RefSeq, a predicted model, not a curated record